AAAAAUCUAAUCAAAGCCUAAGCUACAAGUAAUGAAGGAUGGAAAUAGUGUUAAACUGGGCAAUUUCCACUUUGUCCUUCUGUGGCAGCAUUUGUAGGUGUGGGAAAAUUGAGUUUCUUUAACCAGCUUGCUAACAAACAGCCUGAGCCAUUACUAGAGAACUAGAAUGUUUUGUUUUUGUCUGUGUUGUGAAAUCUGUAGGGACAGUUAUAAUUUAGGGUCUUAUUAUGCUAAAAGUUUACUGAUUCACAUGUCUCUUUCUGAAACAUGCCUAUCUGCUUUUCUAGUGCAAAACAGCCUUUUAUACCAACUUCAAGAUCUGUUUUAAGUCUACUAUUUGGAAACAAAUGAAAAAAAACCCCAAACACCUGGAUGUAGAAAAUUCAACUGUAUAAAGGAUGAAAAAUUUCAUUCAUUCAGAAUAUCAUCCUUAUUGUUGGAAGUAGGUGUGUACAACUUGAUAAGAGGCUCUCUCUUUUUUGAUAGUCCAAUUACAGUUGCAACAAAGAUUUAUGAGAAAAAAAGGUGAGUCUUCCUAGCUUCAGACUCUUGCACUGGUAUCCUUACUGUUGUUCUCUACAGAAAGAAAUCCAAGAUGAAUAUGCUGCUAGACUGACUUAGCAUGAGGCCAGCUGCUUCCAUAGCAGUGCAUAUCAGUUCUAAGCUUGGGCAAAUACAGAAAUCUCUUAGUAAAGAAGACAAACUGGAACACAGAGAACACAAACAGUUAGCCUUUCUUGGCUUUAGUGCCCACUUGCAGAAGCGAAGAUAUUCGGCUGAUGGCCUAUGUUCCUGCUUGUGCCUGGCAGAUUUGAGCAGCAUCAACAGGCAUCUCUACCAUGGCACUGCACUGCUUGCAGCUUUUUCUCUUGCUUCUGCUUGGUUCGUGGUGGCCAGACUCAGGGCAACAUGUGGCAGGAGCUGCGAAGGUCAGGGAGCACUAUAUAGCUGCACAGAUCACUAGCUGGACCUACAAACCGGAACCUGAGGAAAAAUCCAGAUUGGAACAUUCAGAUCCUGUAUUUAAGAAAAUCUCUUACAGAGAAUAUGAAGUGGAUUUUAAAAAAGAGAAACCAGCAAAUAAAUUUGCAGGACUUCUGGGACCAACCCUGCGUGCUGAAGUGGGAGAUACUUUAGUAGUUCACCUUAAAAAUAUGGCUGACAAGCCAGUCAGUAUUCAUCCUCAAGGCCUAGUUUACAGCAAAAAUGAAGAAGGCUCCCUGUAUGAUGACAGAACAUCCCCUGAAGAAAAACGAGAUGAUGCUGUACUUCCAGGCCAGCUCUACACAUAUGUGUGGGAUAUAUCAGAAGAAGUUGGUCCAAGAGAAGCUGACCUUCCUUGUCUUACUUAUGCUUACUAUUCUCAUGAGAACAUGGCAGUGGAUUUUAACUCUGGUCUGAUUGGAGCACUGCUGAUCUGUAAGAAAGGAAGUCUAAACGAGGAUGGGUCACAGAAACAUUUUGACAGGGAAUAUGUACUGAUGUUUGGUGUGUUUGAUGAAAACAAGAGUUGGCAAAGAUCACCAUCAGUCAAGUAUACAAUUAAUGGCUAUGCCGAUGGAACGUUACCAGAUUUAGAGGCUUGUGCAUAUGACAACAUUAGCUGGCAUUUGAUAGGAAUGAGUUCCAAACCAGAAAUCUUCUCCAUUCAUAUCAAUGGCCAGUCCAUGGAGCAAAAACGUCGCCGAGUUUCUGCUGUUAACUUGGUGGGAGGAGCCUCAACCACCGUAAACAUGACAGUGACAGAGGAAGGAAGGUGGCUCAUAUCUUCUCUUGUCCAAAAGCACCUGCAAGCUGGAAUGCACGGUUACCUCACUGUAAGGGACUGUGGGGACAAAGAGGUGAAGAAGAGUCGUCUCUCCUAUAGAGAACGUCUUAUGGUCAAAACCUGGGACUAUUUCAUUGCUGCAGAAGAAGUUACCUGGGAUUAUGCCCCAAGUAUUCCAGACACCCUUGAUAGACACUAUAAAUCACAACACUUGGACAACUUCUCCAAUCUCAUAGGUAAAAGGUAUAAAAAGGCUAUUUUUAGGCAAUACACUGAUGACAGCUUCACUAAACGUCUGGAAAGUCCUCGUCCCAAGGAAACUGGAAUCUUGGGCCCUAUUAUCAGAGCACAGAUCAAUGAUAAAGUCAAAAUUGUAUUCAAAAAUAAGGCCAGUCGACCCUACAGCAUUUAUUUCCAUGGAGUGACACUUGCAAAGAAUGCAGAAGGAGCCGAUUAUCCUCUGGAUCCCACAAGCAAUGACACCCAGAGUAGAGGAGUUGAACCAGGGAAUACAUACACUUAUGAGUGGAAAAUUGCUAAAACAGACCAACCCACUGCACAGGAUGCACAGUGUAUUACAAGGCUGUAUCACAGUGCUGUAAAUACUGAGAGAGAUAUAGCCUCUGGACUGAUUGGCCCACUUCUGAUUUGUAAAAGUGAAGCACUGACACAAAAAGGUGUGCAGAAAAAGGCAGACGAGGAGCAGCAGGCAAUGUUUGCUGUGUUCGAUGAAAAUAAGAGCUGGUACCUAGAAGAUAAUAUCAAGGAGUACUGCAGCAAUCCAGCCACUGUCAAAAGGGAUGAUCCCAAGUUCUAUAACUCGAACGUAAUGCACACAAUAAAUGGCUAUGUGUCUGACAGCAGUGAAAUCCUUGGAUUUUGCCGAGAUACUGUGGUUCAGUGGCACUUUUUCAGUGUUGGCACUCACGAUGAGAUUGUCUCUGUUCGCCUUGCUGGGCACUCUUUUCUUUAUCAAGGGAAAUAUGAGGAUACACUGAGCCUUUUCCCAAUGAGCGGAGAAUCAGUCACAGUGGAGAUGGACAAUGCUGGUACUUGGCUUUUGGCAUCCUGGGGCACCCCAGAAAUGAGUUACGGCAUGAGGCUGAGAUUCAGGGAUGCUAAAUGUGACUAUGAGGAAGAUGAAGCAUUUGAUGUUGUGGAUUUAACUCCCACCAAGACUGAAAGAAAGGCAGUUCCCACCUCAGCUGAGGAAGAUGUGCAAGAAAAUGAGGAAGACAAGGAGGAAUCUGAUUAUCAGGAUUACCUGGCUUCUUUUUACUCCAUCCGAAGCUCAAGAAAGGCAGCAGGUGAUGAAGAAAAACAAAAUCUUACAGCACUGGCCUGGGAGCAGUAUGAAGACACUGGUGCCACAAGUUCUGAGGUGGUAGCUGGCUCAGGUCUGACAGCUAUAAAUAGUAGUGGAACAACAAACAACUCUAAGUUCUUAGAAACUCAUAUCACUCCUCUUCUCCCAGUCAAGGUCGAAACAUUCCAGUCAAAUUACACGUCAAUCACAGUAGAAGGGGAUUUAUUUUUAGCUACCACAAGUGAUGGAGAGGCUAACUUGGUAUUUGAGAAUAGAAGCCAAAGCAACUAUGAAAUAGCUCACAAUAACAUGUCUGCAGGUAACUUGCUGAGCAAUGGGGAAGGCCCAGUGAAUGUUGCAGAAGAGCUUCCAGCUGAUAGAGAGGACAGUAAACCUUUUCCAGAAAUACAUCAAAAGCAAAGCACAGGAGGAGGAAAUUAUACCACUAACAAGAAAAGGAAAAGGCGAAGCUCACUGGCCAUUAAGUUUUACUCUGUCCAAAAGAUGAAUGCCCUGCUAAAUCAUGUCCGAAAUAAAAAUGUCUCCUUUUCUGACAAGACUGAUGCACCUCAUUCUGUGCAGCAUCGAGAAAACACAUCCAAUGAAGCCAUGGUGGGAACUGGUCAGCUGCCAAAUGAAUAUAAUGAUGAUCUGAAAGAGGAGGGAAAGAAGAUGGAAAAUGCCAUGCACACAGUUAACCUGACAGUAGAUUUGGACCUCAUAGUAGGAGGUGGGUCUAAUGCAUCCAGCAUUUCUGAACCCAGGAUAUCCAAAGAUAAACCAGCAGAUGUUUUUACUUUAGAACACAUGUUAGACAAUACAAGCCCUAAUUCCAGCCCUCCUGUAGUGAAGAACUUACUAGAAACAUCAUUACCCAGCCCUGGGAAAUAUUCAUCUAAAAUGACUAGUGAGGAAUUUAACUUGGUGUCUGCAAAGAUGAAUCUGGGAUUAGAGGCAAGCUUAGAUAAAUCUGCUGGUAGCAAGUUAAAUCAUCAUGGCAGAAACAGUACAGCAUCCAUAAAUAAGGAGGAUAUGAAAAAGUAUCAAGGAUUCUCACAUCUAAUGGGGGAAAACCAGAAAGGGAACCACAUGCACCCAACUCAGAAAGGAAAGGAGGGAAACAACAAUGAUACCUUGACUUCAUUGGGAACCUUCAUCAAGAUCCGAAGGAGAAAGAAGGAAGAUGUAAAAAUUACCUAUUUGCUGAGCCCAAGGAGUAGAAAACCCAAAAAGCCCAGCAAUUCCAUGGCAGGGUUUGGCCGUGCAUUGUUUCCGGGUGGGACCAACCACACGGCAGUGCCAAACACCACCGAGGCACCCAGUGAGGUCAGCCAGAGGCUGGAUCUGAGCAGAGCCAGGCACGGAGAGUCGCUGAAUGACACCCUCACCCCGCGGCAGUUUCGGCCAUCCAUCACAAUCGGGCUUCCCCGAGCAGAUGGGGACUACGAAUAUGUGAUAGGAGAAUCCUACAACGACGAAAGCUCGGGUGGGGAAUACGAGUACCAUUAUGUGAGCUUCGAUGACCCCUACAUGACAGACCCCAAGGUGAACAUCAGCAGGCAGCGUAACCCUGAUGACAUUGCUGAGCACUACCUGCGCAGCAGAGGCAAUGAGAGGAGAUAUUACAUCGCAGCUAAAGAGGUCUGCUGGAACUAUGCGGGAUAUAAGAAAAGUACAAUGAGGAAUGACAAAACCUGUAAAGAUGGCAGCAGAAGAAAGGUGAUUUUCCAGAGCUAUACAGACAGUACCUUUUCGACUCUUCAGGAUGAAGAUGAAUAUACAGAACAUCUUGGCAUCCUGGGACCAGUUAUUCGGGCUGAAGUGGACGAUGUUAUCCUAGUUCAUUUUAAAAAUCUGGCAUCCAGACCGUACUCCCUCCAUGCCCAUGGAGUCUUCUAUGAAAAGUCCUCUGAGGGAAGCAUUUAUGAUGAUGAAUCUACUGCUUGGUUUAAGGAAGAUGAUGAAGUUCAGCCAAAUAACAGCUACAUAUAUGUAUGGUACGCUAACAGGCGAUCGGGUCCUGUGCAGUCAGGAGCAGCUUGUCGGUCCUGGAUCUACUACUCUGAUUUAAACCUGGAGAAAGACAUUCAGUCUGGUUUAAUUGGGCCAAUACUGAUCUGUGAAAAAGGAGCCUUCAGCAAAUCAGACAGCAGCAGGACAUAUACCCGAGACUUUUUCUUGCUUUUUAUGGUCUUUGAUGAAGAGAAAAGCUGGUACUUCGACAAGCAUUCUGGAAGGCCUUGUAAUGACAAGACACAAGAAAUGCAGCAGUGCCACAAAUUCUAUGCCAUUAAUGGGAUUACCUACAAUUUGCAAGGUUUGAGGAUGUAUGAAGGUGAAACAGUCCGAUGGCACUUGCUGAAUAUGGGUGGGCCAAAAGACAUUCAUGUUGUCCAUUUUCAUGGACAGACUUUCAUAGAACAAGGAGAGCCAGAGCAUCAGCUUGGUACAUACACUCUCCUCCCAGGCUCAUUUAGAACAAUUGAAAUGAAACCACAGAGACCUGGCUGGUGGCUUUUAGACACUGAAGUGGGGGAAUACCAGCAAGCAGGAAUGCAGGCAUCCUAUUUGGUUAUAGAGAAAGAUUGCAGGAUUCCAAUGGGCCUGGCAAGUGGAGUUAUACUUGAUUCGCAGAUCGAUGCUUCACAUCACAUAGACUAUUGGGAACCUAAGUUAGCCCGAUUAAAUAAUUAUGGAACAUACAAUGCUUGGAGUACUACAGUAGAGGAAGAACUCCCUUGGAUCCAGGUGGACUUGCGAAGACAAGUUUUGCUCACUGGGAUACAAACACAGGGAGCCAAGCAGUUUUUUAAGUCCUUGUACAUCCAGAAGUAUUUUCUUGUUUACAGCAAAGACAAGCGGACAUGGAACACCUUCAAAGGAGACAGCUCACUAACAGGAAAGAUUUUUGAAGGUAAUUCCAAUGCGUAUGAGAUAAAAGAGAACAUCAUUGAUCCCCCUAUUAUUGCUAGGUACAUCAGACUCUACCCCACUGAGUUCUACAACAGGCCUACUCUUCGCAUGGAGCUUCUGGGCUGUGAAGUAGAUGGUUGCUCUUUGCCACUUGGAAUGGAAAGUGGAGAAAUCAAGAAUACUCAGAUAACAGCCUCAUCUACUAAGACAUCCUGGUUUAACACAUGGGAUGCUUCACUUGCUCGUCUCAAUCAGAAUGGAAAGAUUAAUGCCUGGCGAGCCAAGGUGAACAACCACCAACAGUGGCUGCAAAUUGAUCUCCUCACAGUUAAGAAGAUCACUGCUAUUGCUACACAGGGGGUCACGUCCAUGUCAGCCGAAAACUUUGUGAAAACCUAUGUUCUUCUGUACAGCAAUGAAGGCUCCGAGUGGAAAUCCUACACUGAGGGUUCAAGCUCGGUGCCAAAGGUUUUCUUGGGUAAUGCAAACAGCAAUGGGCACGUCAAGAAUUUUUUUAACCCACCCAUCCUGUCCAGGUUCAUCCGCAUUGUUCCAAAAACAUGGUACCAUGGGAUUGCCCUUCGGGUAGAGCUCUAUGGCUGUGAUUUUGGUGGGAGUCUGACUGCGAAAAGGACUGACAAGUCUGGGAGCUCUUAACCUGCCAGCAGUCAUCAUGCAGAACAUGUUUGUUAAGAAACCCUUAAAACAGUCA
Messenger RNA from Cyanistes caeruleus (blue tit), 6699 nucleotides. RefSeq names its product coagulation factor V (gene F5). Lineage: Eukaryota; Metazoa; Chordata; Aves; Passeriformes; Paridae. Gene Ontology annotation, cellular component: plasma membrane. The record is from RefSeq and is a predicted model, not a curated record. Gene Ontology annotation, molecular function: signaling receptor activity; oxidoreductase activity; copper ion binding.